AUGGCUGGCGUAUCCGUCUCCGGCGUCGUGGCGUUCAAUGACGGUGCUGCGUAUCUCCGCCUGGUGCCAACGAAUCCCGCGACGCCCCCCUCGCCUACACCACCAGCAGCGGCAACGGUGCCCUGGCCAACUUCCACUACCCGAAGCGAUGAUGCAGUGUAUGAGGCUAUCAAGGACGGGAAAGUCAAAGUUCACACCACUCGCCAGCCCAUUACAAAGAAAGUACUGCAGGUCACGAUGAACAACAUCCAGCGUGCACUCUCGUUGACAGUGGGAUCAGGUGGUGGUUGGAGUCCGGAAGCUGACUCUAGACUGCUUCGCCUCUUAGCUUCCAGUAAGAAGGCUUACGCCAAGGGGAACCAUAUGAAGGCCAUCCAGGAUGCUGAGGACGUGCCAGCCAUCGAGGACAUAGACCACAACAUCCCCAUCGACCACAACAUCCAGGAGGGGUUCGACAAAUGUGAGCGUAUCUCGGAGCACAUGAACCAAAUGGACGUCGACCACAGCAUCCACAAGGCGGCGUCUGACGACGACGGGCAUAUCUCUGAGAACAUGAGCCAAGGCAGUCCGGCCUCGAAUGAGGCUAUGGGUGUCCAUGACAAUUCCCCUUCGGGCUCUUCCAGCUCCAGCAACCUCAUGGAUGAAGGCAUUGCAAAGGUGUCUGAUCGGAACUACCAGGUGCGAGUUCUACCCGAGCCGAACGUCUUCACGUGUGACUCCAUCGACCAGGUUUCAGUUCCGGACUUUCUGCAGGGCGUCUGUAGGCCAUUAGACAUCAAAGUCGUCAAGUCAGCCUCUGUCAUCUUUGAUGUUCACCUUGGGAUCGUUGAGUGCGGCAGUGCAAAUGUCAUUGGACAACAUGUUGCCAAAGGAAAUCUAGCGGAACUACCUCCACCGCUCGCCUUUGCCAACAUCCCGCCCGAAACAAGCAAGGUCGACAUCAUCAUUCACAACACAGGCGACGGCUGCAUGAAUGUACUGAAGGUCAUCUACCUGGAGAAAUCCCUCUCUUCCAAUGCGGCCAUUUCCAUGUGCAGUGGGAAACCCUUUGUGCCAGUGUUCCGUUCCGGUCCUCACGGUGUGAAGAAGGCUCUCCAAUGGGUUUUGGCGAGGGUCAGUGGUCAUCAUGUCCAGUGGCACGCUUUGGACAACAAGUCGCAAGGCGCCCUACAGAAAUCCACGUCAACUACAUGGUCGGUCGAGAACGACGAUCUGGCGGAUGGCAUACGGUUCAUCAACACCUUUGCUCCUGAAUGUGAUGCUCUUAACGAGCAAACAUUUUGGAUUCUCACAAAUAUCAAACCCGACUCGGGUACGCCAGUGGCCGGAUGGCCCGAGGUCAAAGUCAGGGCUAUGUGCCAAAACAAAUCCAGAGGCGUCUCAGGGGCCGCGUCCCACAACGAGUUCCCGCUCAACACUUCCAGCCUGAACUCCGUCCUCGUGGAGACUAUCUUGCCAUUGGUGUACCCUCUCCUCCUGAGCACAGCCAUCCUCAUGCUGGGGAACCCAGGCGUCGGGAAAACCCCAGCCAUCAUCACAAUGGCCAUGGCCAUUGGCCGCUAUCACAUCCGCCGUCUCGACCUGCAGGGCGUCAAGCCGGGUUGGAGACGGGCGAAGUCUUUGGACAAUUUCAGGCAGCGGUCGCCCCAGAUCCAGGAGGGACUCUUCCUGGACGACCCCUCAGCCCGUCGUCUGGAUAUCGCUGACCUCAAAGCCUUUGUCACGACGGAUGAGGACGGCACUGUGAGUGGCCGUUACAAUGAUGCCCGUCUGACACGCAAUCAAUUCCGGGCCCUGGCAUCCAACGACACAGGUGAGGAACCGGUGGGAGUCGGAGCUCAGGACACGACUCUUGAUCCCAACCUUUUCUUCAAUCUCAUCACUCCCCUCUUUGACGGUGCCCACAAGAAGGAGCUCUAUGGAAAUUACAAGCGGGGCGUGACCAUGUACGGCUUCAAUCAUGCGUCUGAGGUUGAGCGUGAGCAGGCCAUGAUUGAUGCCCGUGUGGAGUACAUGGGCAACUUCGCUAGUGUGAAGAACUAUGUCGAUGAUUCCAACGACGCACUCCAGUCCUGGCUUCGCCCUGUUCGUGUUCUACCACCCUCGCCGGAUUCGCCUGAGCAGCCUCAACAACCAAAUGAUCUUCAUUUGUCAAGGCACAUCGGUACAGGACCCAGAGCAAAUCGAGUAGAUCGCGGCUCCUUCGUCAUGCCAGAGGCAAAGUUCCGCCGCAUCCGCGGAAAGUCCAAUCUCGCAUCGUCAUCUUCGCUGGCGCCCCCCCGUCCACAUGAGGAGGACCCCGAUGAGGAAGCAGCCCGUGCCAUGCACGAGGAGUGA
Molecule: messenger RNA, 2337 nt
Organism: Symbiodinium natans
Lineage: Eukaryota; Dinophyceae; Suessiales; Symbiodiniaceae
Source: the annotation of a GenBank genome assembly